CGCGCAACCCCUGAAGAUUGUUGAUAUUGGUCAUUGUGACGGAUAUAGGGGGGAACGAAGAAACCAGUCAUCUUCAUUUUACUCAAGGCUAUAUGAGUAAAUUCAUUUCCAGUAAUCCUGAAAAUGGACGGAGCUGCCUCGAAACCACCCUUGUGGACUACUUUCGUAGUUGGGAGUCAUGACUUUGCCUAUGGCAGACCAACAGCCCAGAUGGCUUGAACUGCUUGCCCAUCCGGAAUGUACUCUACCGCCUCUAAGGAUUUGGAAUUCCUUGACGCGAUCUGAAACCGCCUUCAUUCCGGUUGACUCUGAGGGUGAAAAGUCACUUGGUAUACUUGCGGGCCGACGGUCUAUGGCGAUGCUCAUUUGGGCCAUGCCAGGAAUUAUGUUACAACUGAUAUACUCCGUCGCGUUAUGCGGGAUUACUUCAAGUUCGAUGUCAAAUUUGUCAUGAAUAUAACUGAUGUGGAUGAUAAGGCACAGCUAUAGAUACACGAAUGGUUAUAUAUUUGCGAUACCCAGCCAAAUACUGACCUGUCAAUCAAACUUUAUAGAUAACUAAUUACCAGAGCACGGCAGCAACACCUUUUGAUGAAUACAAGGCUAAACAUCCUUUCCUUGAUACCAAAUUUUUAGACAUAGCACAGCUUGUGUUUUCAACUUUCCUGGAACAGCGUCUGCCUCUUCUAGGUUCUGACACACUACCGUCAAACAUCGGCCAUGAAGCAUAAUGCAAAUACGCCUUCAACCUCGGUGGAGACGCCCUGAAUGGCAAUAAAAAACCUGGAUCGGACGAAGCCAACAUUAAAGUGAUAUCAAGACCGCCUCAAUAGCUGCGGAAGCUAUAAAGAACGCGCUUGACAAAAUGUCGUCUAAAACCUCUGAACCAGAACUUUCCUUUGAAACCAUGAGUACCAAAAGCUUCAUUCCAGGUGGACGCUUAAACUCAAGUGAAAUAUUAUAUGAGGCUUGUGAAGACGUAUUCCUCGUCUAUCUUGACUUCGUCGGUGGCUCCUCCAUUUCCAGUUCCGAUUAUUCGCUCUUCAGAACGCUGACCAGGAAUUUUGAGACGCGGUUCCUUGAAGAUAUGUGGUGUUUGAAUGUUCUUGAUCCAGAUGAACUGACAAGGGUGACUUCAUACAUCCCUGAAAUAAUCCAGUUUAUCGAGAAGAUUAUUGACAAUGGUUUUGCGUAUUCUACAUUGGAUGGCUCCAUAUAUUUUAACAUCGAUAAAUUCGAAAACGCUGGUAAUCAUUACGCCAAACUAGAGCCCUGGAAUAGACACAAUAAGCACCUUCAAAGGGAUGGAGAAGGCUCCUUAUCGAAAAACACGACAGCAAAGGCUUCAAAAAACGACUUUGCUCUCUGGGAGGCAUCCCGGCCAGGGGAACCAAGUUGGCCCAGCCCUUGGGGGAAUGGUCGGCCUGGCUGGCAUAUUGAGUGUUCUGCAAUGGCUUCGGCUAAACUUGGAAGUCAAAUCGAUAUCCAUUCUGGUGGGAUUGAUCUUGCAUUCCCACAUCAUGAUAAUGAACUUCCCCAGAGUGAGGCGUACUAG
Messenger RNA from Trichophyton rubrum CBS 118892, 1555 nucleotides. RefSeq lists its product as uncharacterized. Gene Ontology annotation, cellular component: cytoplasm. Gene Ontology annotation, molecular function: cysteine-tRNA ligase activity; ATP binding. NCBI's taxonomy places the organism in Eukaryota, Fungi, Ascomycota, Eurotiomycetes, Onygenales, Arthrodermataceae. Gene Ontology annotation, biological process: cysteinyl-tRNA aminoacylation. The record is from RefSeq and is a predicted model, not a curated record. Bases 866 to 1555 code for a protein of 229 amino acids. The transcript has a single exon.